AUGAUUGAUAUUAUUUAUUUAUCUAAACCUGUUCAUAAACCUGUACUUCUUAUCUAUCUAUCUAUCUAUCUAUCUAUCUAUCUAUCUAUCUAUCUAUGUUUUAUUCUGUUCAUUAUCUAUCUAUCUAUCUAUUUUGUUCUGUUCAUAUCUAUCUAUGUUUUAUUCUCUUCAUAUCUAUGUUUUAUUAUGUUCAUUAUCUAUCUAUCUAUCUAUCUAUCUAUCUAUCUAUCUAUUGCACUUGUUUUUUCAACUUCCUUUUUUUUUUUUUCUUUCUUUCUUUCUUUCUUUCUUCUUCUUCCUCUUCUUCUUCUAAAUGCUAUCUCUAUUUCUUUUCGAAUGAUCACCUUCUCCCUUUAUCUUUUCCAAUAUCUAUCUAUCUAUCUAUCUAUCUAUCUAUCUAUCUAUCUAUCUAUCUCAGAUAGAAAAAUACAUUUAUACCAUAACACUAUCUAUCUCGGUCAAUGCAUAUCUAUCUAUCUAUCUAUCUAUCUAUCUAUCUAUCUAUCUAUCUAUCUAUCUAUUAUGGAACCUUACCCAUAA
Acanthosepion pharaonis is the source of this 540-nucleotide messenger RNA. Lineage: Eukaryota; Metazoa; Mollusca; Cephalopoda; Sepiida; Sepiidae. The record is from the annotation of a GenBank genome assembly.